GGAAAUCGAUAAAAUACUAUUCAAUUUAUCACAGAUAGGCUUCUUUCAUAUGACGUCAGAAGGCAGAAGCCCCUCCUACUCACGAAGUAGGCGGAGAAGUGGGGGCUGGCUGUGAAUUCCGUACGAUGACGUCACUCGCAGGCCCGAGGGUUCCAAUGGUGGUCACGUGCCGCGGCCGAACAUGGCGGCCCAGGUUUCCGUACAGUGACGUCGUUCCCUGUUUGGUUGACAGAGCGCGGCCGGUGAGGCGGGAGAGGUACCCCGGCAGAGACAGCCAUGCCUCGGGAGAUCAUCACCCUGCAGCUCGGCCAGUGCGGCAAUCAGAGUCAGUAUGCCGGGAUUAUAUGUGUUUCAUCUCAUUCUGCAUCUUUCAUUUAUAGUCCAUAGUGAGCCAUACAUGCACUCUUUAGUGUAUGUAUCAUUAGUGUGCUUUGUAUACUUAUAUAGGGGUGCUUGUGUCAAUCAUGUGAUGUAGAUUUCCUGUCUUGCAGAAUGUAUUAUUUAUUUUAUGUAUUGUAUUGUGUGUACUGUAACAAAAUUAUAUAUGAUGUGUGUCUCUACAAUGUGUUUACAUUGUAUCUUAAUAUGUUUGUGUAUAUGUCCAUCAAGUUCUGAACACAUUAAACAUUGCUCUUUUUUGUAGUGGUUAUGGUACCAGGAGUGCCCUGGCGCAGUCCCAUGGUUAAACGUAAAAACCUUUUAGCACCAUUUGACAACCGACGUGGGAGCAUGGACAGCAUCCUGUCUUCUCCAACAGGAAAAGUCAGAUGUUACUUCAGAGCAAAGCAGGAUGCUCCCAGAUAAUGAAUAUAUGAUGCAUCGUUUUGACCCCUAACUGUGGGACGGCGCCAGGGCAAUCCUGACAGAUAUAAGGUUAUCUGUAUGUGGUUGCAGUACAUUGCAUAAAGUGUGUCAUUCUGGCACCCAUCUUGACACUACCUAUUUAUACUGAAAGUACGCAUCAUCUUGGUGUAAUUUCUGGCACUGAACUCACGUCAUUCCAUGUCUCCUAGUCUGACAUAUUAUGAUAUUCAAGACGCAGAGCAUCCUGCAACAGCGUUCACAUUCGAAUGACGCAGAGCAUCUUUAGGUAUAAAUAGCACAGUCCGUCCAUACUCUUUGUCCUCUUGUGUUUUCUUGCUGGUCUCAAUACAUAGUUUACCGUGUACAUUGUUCUUUUGGUAUCUGACAUGUUUUUCCUUGACCAUUCUGAUCUGUCAUCCUUGACCUGGGUUUGAAUCUGUUACCUGGUUUCUGUCUCUUUGAUCUUUUCUUGUCUUUGACAUCUGUUAUCUGCUCAUUAUUGUAUAUAUGUUAGAGGGACACUAUUGGCACCAGACCAUUUCAUCUCAUUGAAGUGGCCUGGGUGUACUUUUCCUGUUCCAUUUAGUCCUGCAAUGUAAACCAUUGCAAUUUUAUAGAGAAUCCAAUGUUUACAUUGCAGUACUAAAACUGUCUCUAGUGACUGUCUACCAGAGAGCCACUACAGGUGUUUGCUACAGUUUCACAGAGAUUGACUCUGGACAUCCUCACGCUCUAUGUUAAGUUAAUGCUUUUCUAUGGGGAAGGCCUAAAGUGUGUGCGGAGGAGGCUUAGUGAGACCCAACACCAAGAGACAUCGGUGCUGGAAUUGGGUAAGUAAAUAAAAAGUUAUUUAACCCAGAGAUUGGCAAAUCCAAGGUCGCCAUGGUGACAAAGUAUUUUGUCCAGGCGCCUGGGAUUUGUUCCCUCCAAGGCACGCGACCGGUUCGAGCAUACUGUAGGCGGGCGGCAAGGGAGCUGUAAUCUUCACGCUCUGCUCCCUCGUGCGCAGCUUAGUGAUGUCAUGGCCAGAAUAUUAUGUCACUUGGCCCCUGGCGCACAGAGCAGGAAGAUCACAGCUCUCUCUCCACCGGCCUACAGUACACACAACCACCACCACUCUCCCACAGCCGGCCGCCCAGUGUACCCCAGUGUACCCGUGUUAAAGCCGAUCCACUCCAGCCCUCCCAAAGGUAUGGAGGCUGGGUGGACUUACGUUGAUUUAAAACAUAUAAUUUGUGUGUUUUAUUGAGGUUGCCAGCUCCCCUCCAAUCGCAUGGGAAUUAUGUCUUGACUCACUUUUUUUUUUUUUUUUUUUAAUACGUCGUGCCGGUCUCCUCGCAACUGGCCCUGCCUAUAUGUUUAGAUAAUCAACCUUGAUGAUCUUGGCAAAUCCAGUGCUUUCCCGUAGGAUAGUGUUGAGAAGCUGUUGCGCAUGCGCUGCAAAACGCUGCACCAGUCAGCAUUUCCUCAUAGAGAUGAACUGAAUUAAUGCAUCUCUAUGACUAACGUUCAGAACCCCCAUGCUGAAUGUAGGUGCUACACACUGAUGUUUUUUCCAAAUGCCAACCCCUCAAUAAAAUUUCUUAUGACCAAAAAUAAAUAAGAUGCCAAAAAAGUAUAUAUAUUUUUUUUGUACUCUCCUAUCGUUUUAUGAAGAAAUAAAUGGCAACAGUAACCUACCAGGAUUUAACAAAUAUAGUGAGGUGUGAAAAAUAAAAUUAAAUGCAAUAGUAAUUCACUGAUAGCAUGAAUAUAUAUACAUACAUACAUGACUGUACUGUACCAGCCUCUGGUAGGAGGUGCUGCCAUUACUUUAGUUACUGUCCUGCAAUAUUAGUGAGAUGGCUGCAUUACAAUGGAGGUACCCGGUGUCAGGAACCUUUCUUCAAGUAAUCUCACCGUUAUACUGCUCUGCUGUCAGUCAAACAGUGCGUUAUGGAGAAUAAUGCACAGAUAAGGUAAGCAAUCAUGCAGUACAGGAUUUGAAAACAUGAUCUUCCCAUUUAAAUAAUGGGCAUAUUAGAACAUUUUAAAUUUACUGUAGUACAUCAACUGCAUAUCUAAGGCAAGCCUACUAACAAGGAAAUAAUAAUUUCUCCUUGGCAAAACAAUGCAAGCAAAACAGAUUUAAUUUGAUUGCCUUGCUCUUAGUGCAUAGCAACAAGAUCAACCCAUUCAAACAAUUGUACUGCCAAAGUUCUAUGUUUGUCUUUUUUAAUUCUUUAUUUGUAGGUUUUCGCCUUGAAAUUAGGAGGGAGGGGAGUGGGGUACAGAAAAUAAAAAGGGAGGGGUGGGUGGGAGUGGUUCAAGACAUAACAGUACUUUUAAGAUUAAUGUCGGUACCAACGCAGGGUACUGUUGCGUAUUGGAAGUAGCGUACAUUCGUAUCAACAUUGUAUCUUCAUUGAACACUUAUUUAAGUUCCCUGUCAUUUCUGCGUUCUUAAGUGAUGGGUUUUGUCACUCGUCGACUCUUUGUGAGUCCUGUCUCGUUAUGUGUGGGUGCAGCAUUAUUCGAGUCGAGGAGUGGUUCAGGGUAAGGGUUAUGGAAUAGGGCGGUGUGGGCAUGGGGGGGUAGGAGUCACGGUCCGCGAGCCACCCCACGCGCGGGCCCCUCUCGGGGAUCCUAGGUUGGUGUUUGGGGCUAUGUGGUCAGGUGAGGGUUGUACUUAUUUUAAGGUGUGUGUGAUGUCAUCGAUUAGGGGAUCCCUAUGCUAGGGGGGCGGUUAAUAUCCUGUCGUGUUACCACGGAAUGGUUGUGUCUCCCUCCAGCCAUGGGUCCCACAUUUUGUGGAACUUUUUGGGCAAGUCAUGUAAUUGUGCUGUGAGCCUAUCCAUUUGCAUGCCAUCUAUUAUCUUCUUGGUAAUUGUUUCUUGUGUCGGUAUGCGGUUUGUUGACCAGACUUCUGCUAUGGUUCUACGUGUUGCUAGGGCUAUGCGGGUGGAUAGCUUAUUUUCGGCUCUAGUGUAUUGGUCUAUUGGCUUGGAGAGUAGGAGCAUCCAAGGGUCUAAGGGACAAGGUUUGUCUAUAAGUUUAGAGAUUAGGCGUGUGGUGUCUUGCCAAAGUGGUUGGCCAGGCGUUGGGGGGUGAGGUACCAACGAAAUAGCAUUUUGUAGGCUUGCUCGGUGUGUGUGACGCAGAUGGAGAUGGAGGCCGUUGCCUCCCAGAUGUCUGACCAGUCUGUUGUUUCGUCUGGGGGUCCAAGGUCUGCCUCCCAUGCCGCUAUGUACGGGAGAGACAGUUGUGUGUGGUGGGUCGUCAAGGUUGCAUAUAUGUCGGAGAUUUGUCCUUGUCUGUUGGGGUGCGCAAUGCAGUCUCUUUCAAAGCGAUUGAGUUGAGCCGUGCCGGCUUGUUUUAUGAUUGGAGUCGCUGCAAAGCUGCGCAGUUGUAUGAAUCUAAAGUGAUCGAAUGAUGUGAGCGAGGAUGAGUCUUUGAUAUCUGAGAAUUUGAUAACGUCGUCGUCUUGGUACAAAUGCCCUAGACGGGAAAUGUCCCUGUGUUCAAAGUGGGCGAAGUGCUUGGGGGUAAGUCCCGGUGGGAACAGCUUGUUCCUCCAAAUGGGGGUCAUGGGAGAUAGGAAUGAUGACAGUUCAAAUUUGUCUCUCGUUUUGUCCCAUGUAUCAAAUGCAUGGGUGAUUGAGGGUGUGGUGGGAGGGGGUAGGGGUCUAUGUGGUUUGGGUACCCACAUGUAAAGGGAUGGGUGGUCCCGACCGAAGAUGUUGUGUUCCAAGUCCACCCAUCAUUUUUCCCCUGGUGGGACGUGCCAGUGUUGUAUCUGCGUUAGGUGUGCUGCCGUGUGGUAGUGUGUGAAGUGUGGUAGUCCUAGUCCCCCGUGUUUCUUGGGUACGUAUAGUGUGUUUCGGCGUACUCUGGGUUUGUGUCCAUUCCAAAUAAAUGUGUCUAUGGCUGAUUGUAGUGCCUUGAAGUCUUGUUUACAGAUCGGUAUGGGUAGGGUUUGAUAGAGGUAUAGGAAUCUGGGAAGUAAGUUCAUUUUAAUUGUGGCAAUGUGCCCCAGCCAUGAAACUCCUAGGGGUCUCCAUUUGAUGAGGUCUAAGUGGGCCUUUCGUAGCAGGGGGGUGUAGUUUGUUUCGUAUAGGGUGGUGACAUCUGACGGGAGUUGGAUCCCGAGGUACGUCAUCGUUGUGUGGCAAAUCCUCAUUGGGCAUAUUUGUUUGAUUAUGGCUAAGCUUGGGGGGUCUAUUUGUAUCGGGAGGAGUUCCGAUUUAGUCAGGUUGAUCUUGUACCCCGACAAGUCGUUGUAUUCUUGGAUGAUAGUUAGGAUGUCGUCUGCAUAAGCUGAAAUUUUGAAGGUUUCACCUCUGAUCGUUAACCCCUCUAUCUCCCGGCUGGUGCGCACCGCUUGUAGUAAAGGUUCCAGUGAAAUGGCGAAUAGCAGGGGGGACAAAGGGCAUCCCUGUCUCGUGCAAUUUGAGAUGGGGAAUCAUGGUGGGGGGAUGUUGGGUAGCAGGAGUGCGCCCUGGGGGGCGUGAUAAAUGGCAUGUAGGAAUGAGGUGAAUUCAGAUGGCAUCCCUAUGUGUGUUAGUGUGUGGUGAAGGAACGGCCAGAGCAGGCGAUCAAACGCUUUUUCCGCGUCUAGAGAGAUGAUCGCUGUUGGGAUCCUUCUAUGAUUAGCCAGCCAGAUGAGGUCUAUGGCUCUCCGGGUAUUGUCUGCUGCCUGUCUGUGUGGUAUGAAUCCCACUUGAUCUGGAUGUAUGAGGGAUUGUAGGUAUGGGUUUAGUCGGUUAGCCAUAAUUUUGGUCAUGAUUUUAAGAUCCACAUUGAGAAGGGAGAUUGGCCUGUAGUGUGCCAGCGCCAUUGCCAGUGCCAUUUCUUCUAUCGUGACCUCUUGGCUUAGUGCCGCUUGGGCCUCUUGGGUGAGCGUGGGCAGUGUUGCGUCUUUUAGAAAUGUUUCUAUGCGUGCGGGCAGUGUUGGUCUGGUGUCUUGGGGUCGGUGGUCAUGGUUAUAAAGGUCCGUGUAAUAGUCCUGGAAGAUUUUGCCUAUGCUAUCUGGGCAGUCAGUCAUGGUACCAAUGUUUGUGCGUAUUGAUGUGAUUCGUUUGGCCUCGGUAUGUUUUUUGAGUCUGCGUGCGAGCAUGGUGUCGGCUUUGUUUCCCUUUUCGUUCUAUGUUUGUCUUAACCCUACUUUGUGUUUUGUUUUGAACACAAAGCAAGCAAAGGCAGGUAGACCUAGUAGUAUCUCCAUAUGCAGUUAGUUAUGCUGCCAAUGACAAAACAAGAGUUGAUGAAAAAUAUUCUCUCAAAACAGCUGCUCAUCUAUACAGUUGCGAUCUGUUAGCCUAAAUGUCCUUUUGAUAUUACUGUUAAGCGUAUGUUCCUUUAUUCAGACAGUCUACACCUGUUCUGGUGCAAUGGGUGUCUCUAUGAUAUCUGCAAUUUAGACUCCUUAUUUAUAAUUUAAGCUGAGUACAUCCUUUCUUCACAAACGUAUUGUUCAUCAUUGGCAGUUUAUAGUCCCGGAUGGAGUUAUAUUUGUCUGUGCCGUUUUGACAACAGGUGGAGGAUUGAAUAGUUAAGCUUUCAAUAUGCAGCCAACAUAGAUAAUGUUUGGACGGGCUCCAUGUUGAUCCCAGCUGCCAUAUGCAAUUCACGGGUAGUUCAUUUGCACAUGUUCCACUUGUUGAUUGAUCCUCACCUGUUUUAUUUACUUUCACCAAAUAUCGUAAGGGAAUAGAUAUUAAAGCUACACUAUAGGGACACAGACCACUUCAUCUCAGUAAAGUGUGAUGGGUGCCAUGUCUCUCUUGUUUGUCAUGCUGUCAACCACUAGAGGUGAUUCCACAGAAUUAGCAGAGGGAAACUCAGCUAUUUCAAUCAGAUGAUCUCAUAGAGACUAUCUGGUGAGGCAGUGCAUUUUGCCGUGCAUGCGCAUUAGCCUCCCAAUGCUUUUCUAUAGGAAAGAUUUAGUUUGGUUGAGGUCUUCAAACUUUAUCUCAGCCAAGGUGACGGGGCCAGCCGCAGAUAGGACGAAUUGAAGUAUGACGUGGGAUAAAAAUAAAACGUAAGUGAAAUACCUUUUGAACCCUUGUGGGGGGAGUCACCUAAACGGUAACUACGACAUUGUAGCCUUAGGAAACUCUUUUGUAUCCUCUGACAGGGUUUUUUGCUAUAGUGAGAAUUGUCGGGAAUUCAAAGUAAAUUUAAGGCUAAAAUAGUCUAAUUGGAAGCAUAGUUGAUGGAGAAUUCUUCCGGUUUGGCUACUUUGGCUGUAAAUGUAAAAUACAUUUUGAAUUCCUGACAAAUAUCUCUUUAUUAAAUAAUCCCAUAAACACCAAAACAACUACAGAUUAUUGUAAUGGUCUUGGUGCGUAGAUGCAGUCACUGGAGGCUGAUAAUUAAUUUGUCAUGUUUGCAUUUGUCAGUUUGUGUGCCUCUAGUGGCUGUCAAUCAGACAAUCUUCACAUUCACAGGGAAGUCUCACCUUAGAGAAGUAUUGUAAUACUGCUCUUUGAGGAGAAUCAUGUUGGUACCAUUACUGCAGAGUAGGACAGUCACUGCUUCUCUGUAGAAAACCAUUUGUUUGACUGAUAUCUAAAUGGUACCGGGGACACAAUAAUGCUGUAAAUACAUAUUUAUAUCAUGUUAGUAAGAGUGAAGAAACUGUUGUAUAAAAAAAUCACUUGGUAUUUUUCCUAUGCUUGAUAAAAGGGCAUAGCAACCUUUUCACUAGUGACGACCUAGGGUAAAAAAAGCUCUAUCUCUGGAGGAUCCCGCAAGAUUGACCAUAGACAUAGCCUUUUUUCCCUUAGUUGUCACUACUGACAAAAAGUAGCUCUGCCUUUGAGAAACACCUCAGUGUUGUACUCAUGCGCAUACACAAAUUAUUUAGAGACCUCAGAUAGCGGCAGAGCCACUUUAAGCUACUAUUCACAAUUAUCUUUGUUUUCUAAUAUCCUUUAACCUCAUCGUCCAUUGUUUCCAUACAGUUGGGUUUGAAUUUUGGAAGCAACUCUGUGCCGAGCAUGGAAUCAGUCCAGAAGGGAUUGUUGAAGAGUUUGCAACCGAAGGAACAGAUCGUAAAGAUGUGUUUUUUUAUCAGGUAAAAAUAACUUUUAUAGAAUAUAAUGAAGUAGAUUUGAUUGUGUUUUAGUUUUAUUCCUUCCAGGUUCUACAUAUUUCUCCCUUAUUGGGUGGGUAGCAAACUGUGGGUAUAGGCAAUUCCUUUAAAGUCUCAAGCAUCCAACGUGGAUCCAAUAGCUUUUAUAUCAUUGCACCAAAAGUGUCUAAGACGUAGGGUAUUUUGUGAUCUUCCAUGGAAUUUGUUUUUGUAUCUCUUGUUGUUUAGGAAUUGUCAGAAGAGGAAUAUGAGUAGUAUAAUCACAUGUGAUUGUGAUAAUAUAGAACGUAAAGUAUAAAAAGGACAAUAAAGUCCUUUAACAGUCAUUAACCGGCUAGACUUAUCACAGCAGAGCUAUGUUGAGUAGGUUAUCUGGUAUGUAGGCACAACCAUGUUCCAGUGUGAUGUACUGGACUGACCAAAGUGGCUUCCUUCAAUGUUGUGCCAAAGAUGUCAUUAGUAAGGGCUAGCUGGUAAUGAGCAGAUUCACUUGAGAGGGGGAAACCCCUCCCCGUGAUUGAGUUAAGCAUUGUGUCUGUAAUGGAGUGAGUGCUUGGCCUACUUUUAACCAAGUACUUAAUUCAUGGUGGACCAGCAUCUCGGAAGCGUGUGGAAAGCUGGUUAAGGGCUUCUCUCACCUCUGAGUUGUCAAAAUGGUAUCCAGCACGCUCAUGGUUAUACCAGCCCCCUGGACCUCUGGGUGCACUCUCACCCCUCUUUUAUUGCGGUUUGGGACCUUGAAGCGGGAAGCUAUGUCUACAGGCCUUAAUUUGUCGCAGUGCUAGCAGUGAGAGUGAAAGGCCGCCCCUGAGAUAGGUUCGCGUGCAGCUUCCACGCGUCUGCUCUGCAGCCAUAAACUCAUAGCAAGUUACUCACGUGUCUCUGUAUAGAUCUUAAUAUAAUUUUAGCUUUUGUUUGCGUAUUUCAUGGAACAAUGGCCUCAAAACUGUCAAUUGCAGUUGCCUUGUGGCAUUCCAAUCAUUUGGAUGACUUUUUAUGAUUUUAUGGAAGCAGGAAAAUCAUAAAUCAAAAUUAAUUGCACAAAAAUUAUUGGCUACUUCUUUCCUAACUUUGUGUGAAGUUAGAUAUCUGGUUUUGCAGUAGGUGGUGAAUUGUAUUGAGCCAAAGACUUUAAGUGCAUGAUUUAUGUUAAAGCAGCCAGGUUUUGACUAUAGCGGAGUUGGAAUUUUUUAUUCAAAAUCAAGUAUUGUUGCCUAAAUUUUGUAAUUCACUUUUUUUCUGUUUAAGGCAACCACAAUAUGUAAUAUAUGUAGUGUGAGUGAAAUGUCAAAAAAGAAGUACUCAUAAGACAGGGUUCGACAAAUCGCAGGUGCCAGAUCGCCACGGUGACUGUGUAAUGAUGCCGGGAGCCGGAAUAUGAUGUCAUUCCGGCCCCGGCAUCAUUACAGAGCACGAGGGAGCAGAGAGGAGCUACAGGCAGAGUACUGCUCCUUCGCACACAGGAAGAGUGGAGCCACACUGGACCCCAGGAAAGACUCACUCAGCUCUCCCAAAGGUAGGGAGGCUGAGUGGGUUUCAAUUCAAACAAAAGUGUGUGUGUGUGUGUGUGUGUGUGUGAGCCUGUCAAGACUGUGUCUGUCUGUGUGUGAGCCUGUCAAGACUGUGUGUGUCUGUGUGUGAGCCUGUCAAGACUGUGUGUGUCUGUGUGUGAGCCUGUCAAGACUGUGUGUGUCUGUGUGUGUGUGAGCCGGUCAAGACUGUGUGUGUGUGUGAGCCUGUCAAGACUGUGUGCAUGCGCCUGUCAGUGUGUCUGUGAGAGAGCAUUGAGGAAGGCGUUUUUAACUCACCUUUCAUCCCAUUUUCCCAUGUCGUGCCAGGUGCAUUCAUUGUUGUCCCUUUAACGUUCUCCUUUUGCUAUUAUGCAGAUUAAAAGUUUCUCUCUUUAUUAUAUGGUUUUAGGCUGAUGAUGAGCAUUACAUUCCGCGAGCUGUACUUUUGGACCUGGAACCUCGGGUUAUUCAUUCCAUCUUAAAUUCUCCAUAUGCCAAUCUCUACAACCCGGAAAACAUUUAUCUGUCUGAACAUGGAGGAGGAGCUGGGAACAACUGGGCCAGUGGUUUUUCACAGGUAAAAAUAGCAUUGUCCAUCAAAGUAGAGAAUUUUAAAGAGAUUUAACCAAACCAAAGCUUAUGCUUGCAACAUCAAUGCUCAUCUUGUAGUUUACUGGUUAUUUAUCUUAAACACACCAACCUUUAGAAACACCCCUUAAAAGACACGUUACACAGUGGCGGGGCCUGAUGUCCAACAUGGCUGGAUGUGUAACUCUGGAGCUACCGGCGAACCAAACAAAAAGGUGCUAAAUCUAAGGGUUAAAGUCGCUCCGGGAGUUAAAAACUGCAAACAAAUAAGCAGCAUCCAUUUAUGAAGCGAAACACGUCUGGAAAGGGGCGCCUAGCCGAGCAGCAACCUGUUCCGUCCUUGAGGCCUACUGGGACCGCAGUGUCAGUGGAAGGGAGAAGAGGCCGAUCUUCUGAAGCCGAACACUCAUCUCGAAGCCUACUUCUUGCACUCCCGUCACCCCCACCCCCUUUGGACCGGCAGAGGUCAUCUUGGUCUUCACUGGGUCAGCAUUAGACCACAGUAAAAGCCUGCUCACCUGGCACCUUAAAAGUGGCAUGACCAAGAUGGCUGCCGAGCUAGGACAUCUACACUGUCUGCUGACAGGGAGAGGAGAGAAGAAUGCUGGCAACAUCGUGGACUCUCACACAUGGCAAGCGUGUGGAGUGGGGUGAACAAUGCUGGACAUGGCAUCUCAAUCCUGGUAGCCUACAAUUAUAUGUGCAUUCAUGUUUAGUUACUUUCAACUAAUUUUGUUAAUGGUUUGUGCCCACUGGUUACCUUACCUCUCCACGGUGUUUCAGGCAUAUAGACACAACAUGUAACUGUCUUAGAAAUGCUAUCUGUAGCUGAUACCUUUUUAGGACAGCAUAUAGUCACUCACUUGAAAUUGCUCCUGAUAGAAAUCGUAUAUGCCUUGGCACUGUCAUACACAUCUAUGUAUUACUCUUGAUCUCUAAAACUUCUAAAAAUGUGCAGUUACCUCAAAUGUCAUGCCUAUAUUUAACUUUGUUUUAUUAGGCUUGCUACUGUGGUCGUGGCACUGCAGGCACGUUUCUUAAUAUAUGCACAGCAAAAAAAAAUAAAGACACGUUACACAUAAAUGCACAGAAAAUGGCAGCUGACAUACUCUGUAUACAAGAAACACUUUUUAAGGGCUACAGUUUCUAAAAUGAGCUCAACUCCUUAUCCUGUGCCGCACCACUCUGCAUAUGUCCUCAAAUCCCAGGACAUACUUGAAAACAAGAGGAAUCUCAAUGUAUCUUUCCUGGUAAAAUAUUUUAUAAAUAUAAAUCGAGAGGACUUUCAUUCCUCAUCCAUCAAUCAGUUGCAUUCGAAUUAUUAUUAAAAAAAAAAAAGCAGACCCCGAGGGUAGAUUCAUAAUAUUAGUUUGCCUUCUGAACGACACUCUACACUAACUGGUUAACUUAUACUCCUCCGGUGCAGAGGGGAGUUAAGAUAAUUUGCAGAGAUAUUAACCUUGUGGACUUGUAGAGUCAGCUGUGAGUACCAUCUGUAGCGGAGGUCGCGGUCCUAGAGCAGAGUGGUGAAAGGCCGCAUUGAUCUUCCCCAUUGCAGGGUAUCCCCUAAGAGCUCUACAUAGAAUGCAAGAGCCAUAUUUUUAAAAUGUGUAUUGAGAAGUCCCCUUAAGUGCAGCCAGCAACGCUGCUUUAUCUGUGCCGUUGCAAAAUGGCACCACCAAACCCCCCAAUUCAAAUUUAGAGCCUUCAACCCAUGGAGACUUAAUGACACAUUGUUGAUUAACAAUACCUUCAUAUCCCAAACACAGAAAGAACUUGAAGAAUUCAAUGUUAUGAUCUAAAAAGCAAUGAUACUGUGCAACACAAGCUUAUAAAGCAGUUGAGAGGACAGUUUAUAAGCAGAGCUUAAUAUCUAAAAAGGACAUCCCAAGCUCAAAUGCCAAAACUCCUAAGAACAUUACGUGAUACUGCCACAGCUCUCUUUCUUGCACCCUUAGACACCCGAACUACACACACCGCUUCCCUGAAAACAAAGUUAAAUGAGAUAAAUACCGUAUUUUUCGCUCCAUAAGACGCACCUCACCAUAAGACGCACCUAGUUUUUAGAGGAGGAAACCCAGAAAAAAAAAUAUUCUGAACAAACUGUUCCAUAGUGUUUCUUACCAUGGGACAGUUUGUUCAGAAUAAUUUUUUUUCUCCCCUGUCCCAUAAUGAUCUUUAACCCCCCUUUCCUCUGUCCCAUAGUGAUUGUUAACCCCUCCUACCCUGUCCCAUAGUGAUUGUUAACCCCUCCUACCCUGUCCCAUAGUGAUUGUUAACCCCUCCUACCCUGUCCCAUAGUGUUCUUUAACCCCCCUCCCCUUGUCCAUUAGUGUUCUGAUCCCAUAGUGUCCCCCCCUCCCAUUGUCCCAUAGUGCACUUUCCCUCCCAUAGUGUCCCCCCCUGCCCUUGUCCCAUAGUGUCUCCCCCUCCCCUUGUCCCAUAGUGUGUCCCCCCCUCCCCUUGUCCCAUAGUGUCCCCCCUCCCCUUGUCCCAUAGUGUCCCCCCCUCCCCUUGUCCCAUAGUGUCUCCCCUCCCUUUCUCCCAUAGUGUCCCCUUCUCCCAUAGUGUCUCCCCUCCCUUCUCCCAUAGUGUCUCCCCUCCCUUUCUCCCAUAGUGUCCCCCUCCCCUUGUCCCAUAGUGUCUCCCCCCCUCCCCUUGUCCCAUAGUGUCUCCUCCCCUCCCCUUGUCCCAUAGUGUCUCCUCCCCUCCCCUUGUCCCAUAGUGUAUCCCCCUCCCCUUGUCCCAUAAUUACUUACCUGUCUUGGAGCGUGGGCCGGCUUCACAGCGCGCUCCGCGGUCCAGGAACUAAUAUUUCAGGUUCCGGUUUCCGGCGGGACUGAAAGGAAGUGUGCACACUCAGUGUGCACACUUCCUUUCAGUCCCGCCGGAAACCGGAACCUGAAAUAGAAGUUCCUGGACCCGCGGAGCGCGCUGUGAAGCCGGCCCACGCUCCAAGACAGGUAAGUAAUUCUUCACAUUCGCUCCAUAAGACGCACAGACAUUUCCCCUCACUUUUGAGGGGAAAAAAAGUGCGUCUUAUGGAGCGAAAAAUACGGUAAUACAUAAACUGAAACAAGAUACUUUACUCAAUAAAGUGAAUAAACUUCUUUCAGCCACCCUACAAGAAAAAAAUUCACAAAACAGAAAAACAAUAUUUACUCUCUGAUACAGGACAAAAAUAAUCAAACCACAGGACAUCUGCAACAAAUUUGCUAAAUUCUAUAGCACCCUUUAUAAUCUAAAAGGGAUUCAUCUAUACACCAACCAUCCGCAACUGAAAUUAAUUCAUUUUUGUCCCGCAUCACACUACCUAGAUUAUCACUGGCCCAACGUGAGAAAGUGGGAAGUCCUUAUUACACCAGCAACAUGUAAAAGGUUCUCCUCCAUCCUGUCUCCUCAGUUAGUUAAAGUAUUUCCAUCUGCAAUCGCUGAUGCUUCUCUAGGCUCUGGCCAUUAUCGUAGCUCUGUACAAACCAGGAAAAUCCACAACAAAGUGCCCAAACUUUACACCAAUGUACGUAUUAAACGGACUUUUUGCUAAAUUAAUUGCAAAUUGAUUUGUUUCCAUCCUCCCUAACAUUAAACAUACUGACCAAGUAGGCGUCAUCAGAAGUAGAACGAAGGAUGGGUCGUUACUAUGCAGCAUGCAUGGAGAAAAAGAAAGCAGCAUGCUAUUAUCACUUGACACUGAAAAGGCUUUCAACUGUCUCCACUGGUCUCUCCUCCAAGCAGUCCUUAAAUUUAGCUUUUGACAGACUUUCUUAUCAGCAUAUAAAGCACUGUAUAGCAACCCAAGUGCCAAAGUCUUUAACACAGGAUUGUUAUCCAACCCUUUCCCUAUCACAUAUAGAACAAGGCAGUGAUGUCCCCUUUCACCAGUGAUAUACAUCUUUGCCUUGGAACCUUUGACAGUGAUGAUCCGAACAAAUGCAGACAUCAAGCGGAUUUCUUUGGGGCAACAUGAAUUUAAACUCAAAACUGUGUACCCUCUCAGUUCUGCACAGAGCAAGGGUGUCUGGGACUUGUAGUUUAAUUAACCAUUUUCUACUUAUUAAAUCUAUUAGUUGAUCUACAAUUUAAAGAAGCCAUUCCUGUGAUCACAAUGGCUUGUACAACGGUUACUGGAAACUGCCGGCUAUACAGGGGCUGAAAGGGAUCUGCCAAAUUGCAUGCAGGUACAGUAGCCAACCAAAUGGAUGUAUUGUAGAAUAGGAGAGGUAAGGUUCAGAUUCAGAACGCAAUAAAACAUUUGUGUUUAUUGGUUAAAGUAUCCAUCAGGUGGCGUUCCCAACUUUGGUGGUCCAUGCAGAAUUACAGAACCCAUUUUUUUUUCUUGACACAGACAGCAGGAGAAUUAUGGUUCGUGUUUAGAGUGUGCUUUUCUUUAUACUUUUUUAUUAUCAGUUUGUUACCCUUAAUUCAUAUUCUGCUACUUUUGUGAUUUGGAAAUGUGUCACUGACAUGUCACUAUCUUCAUCAUGUAGGGUGAAAAAAUCCAUGAAGAUAUCUUUGAUAUUAUUGACCGCGAGGCAGAUGGAAGCGACAGUCUUGAGGUAAUGAACCUUUUUAGGCUUUGAGUCUUUCUGGCAGGUAGGGUUUGCAUUAAAAGAACACUUUAAUUUAAACAAAAAUGCAUGGUACUUGCUGAAAUCAAGCAGUCUAUUUUUCAUAGAGGUGCUCUGCGUCCAACCCUUCUAACAGAAUCAGUGAACAAACGCAGUGGAGUCAAAUUACAUUUUUGGAGUCUAGUUUAGUACAAAGUUCCUAGUGGGACUGACAUAUCUGACCGUCACUAGUAGGCGUAAAAAUGGCAACAUGUAAGCUGUGUAGUUUCUCAGAUGCGGGACAGUUUUCAUAUGCAAAAUCACUUUAAUAAGGUCAUUUUAGUCUUUAGGAUGUCCAUUUUAAAUCUAAGUUCAGUACGUGGAAACCAUGCAGUCAGUUCAAUAAAACAGAAGAUAAAGAACAAAGAAAAAUAUACUGCAAAUUGACCACUUUUAAAUUCAGAAAAUACCCUAUCAUACUACAGUGACUUGUGUUUGUGAGGUAUCAGACGGGUGGGCUUUUUUUGACAGGUUGAAAGUCGUUCUUAAACCAGUAAGGGUUAAUUAAUAAAGUGAAUUGCAAACAUCAGGCCAAACUGGAAUAAUUCUCCAUCCAGCUAUUACGAUGAGCUAUUUUGGCCUAAAAUUCAGCAUUCCCUUUGAAUACCCAAAGACUGAAACUCUCGUGAAUAACUUUCAAUGUGUUUCUAAGAGAGGCAGCUGAUGUAGAGGCAGGGUUGGUAUUUAUUUUUUUCAAUAGUUACUUUACAACGAGACACUCUUCCAAAGUGUGGUAUAUUGAUUGACCAUUCAUAAAUAUUAUAUAAUUCCAUUUUGAUCCUCAACUUGAGUGCUUCUAUUUUUAACAGGGAUUUGUUCUAUGCCAUUCGAUAGCUGGAGGAACAGGUUCUGGAUUAGGAUCCUACCUUUUGGAAAGAUUAAAUGACAGGUAUAUGUUAUUUCCCUUCAGAUACACCCUUUUUCACUGUGAAUUUUUUUUUUUAGCCAUUAUGGCCCAUCUUCACAUGUUACUCCAUAUUGAUUUUGUAGUAGCUGCUGCAUAUUUGUAGUUACAUAUGCUUAUUGAUGACUGCUGAGUACUCUCAGCCAGUGAGCGCAGUCCUGCACGGCAGGGCUUAGCUCAGUGCAGGGGGCAUCUGUCUGAAGAGGAGGGGUGGUAGGCACCUGGAGAACCAAUGGUAAGUUAUCAAACCAUUCUCAGUUGAGAUCGUUGCAGGAGCUUCAGCCUGAAGAGGAGGCCCACAAGUACGUUGACAGGUUCUAGGUUGGGAUCCUACAUUUUGGAAAGAAUAAAUGGCAAGUGUCUGAAGUUAGAUCCCUUUAGACUUUUUUUUAAUUUUUUUUCCUCUCACUGUUAACAUUUUCAGUCUUUUUAGCCUCUGUUCAAAUGUUAUUCCAUAUCCCAUCCUAAUUUUGUAAACUCUGCACUUUCUUCAGUUACAUAAUGUGAAACAGUUUCACUUGGCAUAUGGUAUGUCUCCCCACCCACCUAUGCACAGUAAGCACUUUGAUGGGUUUUUUUUGCUGCUGAUCUGCUGUUAUUUUGUAUGUUUGAAUAUUAAUAUGGAUAUUAUAUAAAGAGAAGAAUGGCUGGUUAUAAAUUUCUUUUUGGCAUUUUUAUUUUUCCUCUUCGUGGGUUACAACAAUUUGGUAUUUUUACUAAGCUUAAAAUUUUUUCCCUAAUUUGACUUUUUUUUGCAUUGAAAACAAGGCACUGCAUUCUUUAAUCCAGUUUUUAAUCUGAAGAUUUUCUUCUAAUCCCGUUUUAUUUAUUUGUUUUGUAAUCUUUGGUGAUGAACAAUAUUAAAGGCUUUCGUUAAACUUAAAUCAAUCUCUGGUAAAUCUCUGAUGUAGGUUUAAGAUGUGGUGACAUGACACCCGCCUUGCAAAAUAAAGAACAAAAUAGCACAUAUGGUGGGUGGGAAUGGAAAAAUUCCACAUCUGCAGAAUGUGAGCUCUAUUUCUUAACUUGCUCUCUGUUAGAUUUAGACUAAUUGCCACAACUCUCUGGGGUUUAUUUCCUAAACAAUGAAUUGAAAACUGAACUGAAGAAUUUCAGCACAAUUCACAGUUUAGUGAAUAAACCCCCUUCUGUCUAGCGAAUGGUUCACUGUCACGCCGUCUUAAAAUUAUUUGCAUGGUCGUUUACAAAGAAUUUCAUUUUUGAAGUUGCUGAGUUAUGAUUUUCUUGGGGUUAUGAUAUCCAAAAAUCUUGUAUACCAAAAUUGUGCACCACUAUAUUUGCUCUUUAACACAGCAACUUCUUUAUGUAUAAACCAGAUACCCAAAGAAGCUGGUGCAGACGUACUCUGUGUUCCCAAAUCAAGAUGAAAUGAGCGAUGUGGUGGUGCAGCCUUACAAUUCACUUCUAACACUUAAGCGGCUGACACAGAAUGCAGAUUGUGUGGUAAGGGAACACUUUGUGGCUGAUCACAUUGAGCUUUUGUGUUUUUGGCAUUUAAUGUACUGAUUUCUAAUAUCUGUCAUUUCGUUUUUAUUUCUGUCUUUUCAAGGUUGUUUUAGAUAACACAGCUCUGAAUAGAAUUGCUACUGACAGACUCCACAUACAAAAUCCAUCCUUCUCUCAGAUUAACCAGUUGGUAAGCUUGUAAUUGUAUAAAUGUUGACAAAUAACAGUUGAUAUGCAGUACUUCGUGUACAAAUAUCAGUAAUCCAGUUUGCUACAUAAUUGUUUCUCGGUAAACAAGGGCUCUGCUAUUUUCACAGUUUCUCAGAAAACAAGUCUCCCAUUAAAGGAAUACUCCAAGCACUAUAAGCACUACAGUCCGCUGUAGUGUUUAUGGUGCCAGGAAUGUUGUGGCGCUGUCCCAUAGUAAGUAGUCUAAUGCAAGACCACGCUCAUUGGCUGAGAGGGCUCAGCUGCAUGGCUCAGCUUUGCUCUACACAGCCAUCUGGAUGCUCCUGCAAGCGAUGACCAAAUGCAGGCACCUGGCUGGGCCCAGGUAAGUUGUCAAACUGUACUUAAACAAUUUGACUACUUACCAUGGAACGGUGUCCGAGCACUAUUGGCACCAUAACUACUACAUCAAGCUGUGGUGAAUAUAAAACAAAUUGUGAGAUUCCACCUAAAAUAGUCGCACUUUUGCUCACCACUGCAUAUUAAAAUGUAGUGGAGAGGGGGAGCCAAUGGUUGUCAAUGUGACCCCCUAUAUUUCUGCAAGGGAGUUAUUCUACCUCUGCCAUGUGGCAGGUGGGGGCACACUAAUUAAACAUAAAAAAUUAGAGACUAGACAGCCAUGGGAAAGGGGGUCUGUGAAAUAAUGGGCGAGUGAGGCUCAUGGCAAGUCUCUAGAAAAGUGAAACUUGCCUGUCUGAGCACGAUGGUUUACAAACCUUCCAAUCUGAGCGCUGCAUGGGAAAGUCUUUCUAAACUCAUUCUGUGCAGAGCCCUUGAUGGGCUCACAUAAAUCUUUUGUUUUCCUUUUUUUUUUUUUCUCUCAUCCAUCACAUUUUUAAAUUUAUCAUCUUUUUUUUGUAAUUUGGGCUUUUUCUAUUUUAUUUUUUUAUUAGUUGCAUCAGGAUUUUUUUUUUUUUUUUUUGCUUUCUUUGAGCCGAAUAAAAAAAGAUUUAGAGGAAAGAAGGCAUCUGAUUAUUUGCAUGAGGAGAUAUAGGGAGGUUGUCUCGUCUCCUAUGGGCGUUCGGUGGGACUUAAUUGCAACUUGAAGGGUAGACAACGGCAUAUACAACUCUUCAUUUGCACUUUUAAUUAGAGCCACCCGAUGUGUGUGCGUGUGUGUUUUUUGUUGUUGUUUUUUUUUUUUAAAUCAAUCAGUGCUUUGUUAAUAUUGGAUCCUAUACUUUGUAUACUUUGCAUAGCACUAAUUUUAAACUGGACAAUAAAUGUACCCACCUAUUGUAGAUUUGUUCAGGUUGGGUAAAUAACCCUGUAAGAUUUUCAAAUGCAAAGCUCACUAUUAUUGACAGAAUUUUUCAGUUCUUGCUCUAUUCACAGUGUAGUUGCUCUGGCCCUUUACUAGCACUUUAGCUUCCCUCCUGUCAAGGCCCUCCGCACGGUGGAGAAGGGGUUAAACACCCCUUUUGUCACUUACCUGGGUCCACUGUCGAUGUCCCUCGGUGCUGGAUCGGGCCUGCCUUCUCUCCAUCGCUGGGGGAGACCUAAUGCACAUCCGCGGCAAUGGCUGCACUCACUUUAGGAUUUCCCCUUUGCGGAUUACGGUGAUGCUGAAAGUCCUCUUGCAUAGCAUUUUUGAACCAUUAUUUACUGUCUUUGUAAAACAAUGCAGUUUUCUUUGUCAGGUGUCCACUAUUAUGUCCGCUAGCACCACUACGUUAAGAUACCCAGGCUACAUGAACAACGACCUGAUUGGUCUUAUUGCAUCUUUAAUCCCCACACCUCGUCUGCACUUUCUAAUGACUGGAUAUACACCGCUGACAACUGACCAAUCCGUAAGUAUUUACAUAAUGACAUUACUCAUUUGUAGUGCAUCUAUAUGAUAAGAAGCAAUGUGUAUGCGCACAAGUGCAUGAGACUUGCUUACAUAGGUGGCAUGUACUAUACACCAUGAGAAUGUUUAAAGGGACCAACUGCAAUUAUUCGUGUUUUGGUUUUCUUCUAUCCUUCCUCUUGACCAUUAGUUUCCAGAAAAAUCAAAUAACAAUUUAGGGUUUACCUGCAGCUGCUGUAAAACCCAUCUAUUUUGACUUUCUUCACUGCAUGCGUCCAUUAACUAAACUGGUGCAGAGUGAAGGCUCUUGUGAGACUCUGCCUUCACUAUUAAAUAGAAACAUAAACUCCAGGUGUUUAGGAGUCUUUCCAGGGCAGUUUUUUUUCCAUUUUUGUUAAUUUUAGUAAUGCAUAAUUUAACAUUAAACUAAAAGAAUACAGAAUUUGCGCACAAAUUAAACAUGCACAUACCCUCUUCCCCCUUAAAAAAACAAACAAAAAAACACUUGCACCUCAGUUUAAUUGGCUUGCAUGUCUGCAUGGUUUGCCAUACACACCCAAACAAAAUGUGUAGGAGGGUGAACAUUUCAUGGGGAAAUGUAUUUGUGCUUUUUUUAUUUAUUUAUUUUCAUUUGCUUUACCAAGUGAGGGACAGGAGGAAGGACUGAUGUGCAUUUUCUAAAACCAAGUGCCUGACAUUAUGCAGACAAUGUAGGAACCAGCACAUAUUAUUAGCAGGCAUCUGUCAAGGAGAGGUGGAUGUGGAGUUGACUGCACAAGGAAAAAGUCCUUAUGCCAAGUUUGCACAAUAUUCUGAUAUGAAAGAUGAAAUUAACAAUGAUUCUGCAUUUCCUUAUAUGAAAUUGACAAAGUCUUUACUGGUUGAUCAGUAUGCAGAUAUUCCUAUGGCCCUCUGACAAAUUCCUCCACCCCUGAGAUUACCUGCCUUGCAAAGACUUCUCAUUCAUAGGAAAUUGGACAACAGAAAGUCUGGGGAAGAAGUGGGUUUGCACAGGCAGCAGACAAGAGAACUGCAGCUUUUGCAAGCUUUUUUUAUAUAUACCUCCAGUGGAAAAAAAUGCAUAAUUCAAUGCAUGUGUGUUUUUCAUUUGAGGUAUAUCGACUAUAUAGCGAUUUAUUUUGUAUUGGGGCAAUGACACAUGACAGAGUUGCAACUCCACAGCCAAUAGCAUACAUUUUUUUUCUUUGUCAGAUGUUGCUUCUGUCAGUGCUCCAAACAUAUUGCUUAUAGUUUUUUUUGCAGCAAAUACACUUUAAGACCUUUUAUGAAACUGUCAGGAUUUACCAACAAGUUAAGUGUUUAUGGUUGAUGAUUUAUGCAAUGUUUUAUUUUACGUUUUGCCUUCACAAAGGAUAUUCCCAGGAGAAGCAGAUCUAAGAGCCUCAUGGAUUAUAAGCGGGUACCUCUGUGUGCUUCAGUUUCUGAUCUGCUAGAUCUAUGUAGUUUUUUUUUUCUUUCAUUUCUUUCUCCCCUGGUUUUUAAGUGUGCUCUUUUUGCUCUUUCAUAUUGUAUUCAUAAGUGUAAGGCAGUAAUGGCUAACUUCGAAACUGCAGGUGAUUGGGACAUACAUUUCCUGUAAUGCUGAGCCAUUUUGUAGGGUAGUUGAACAUUGCAAACAUACUUCACAAACAUUUGCGAUGCCAAGUGUGGCGGAACCAACCUCGCCACUGUCCACUGGAGAGGCCUGGUUGCUCGCCUGCUCCCUUUAGACUAUGGUCCUGCAUUUUAAUCUUUUAUUUUACUGGCAGAAAGGUUUAUUCGUGCCAUUCUGCGGACUGUUAAAGCCAUGCUACCCCAGAUAGCUAUGCCAUGGAGCCCAGCCGUAUACUGAAAGACUGUAUGAAAGACUUUGGAUCCAUGGCGAUUGAACUGUAUGUAUGUGAUCUGAGCGUCAUGCGGUAGUAAUGUGCGCUCAGAUCUAAGCUAUCUGGGGAUAUGUAGAAUGUCUAUGUUUUAUGGAAUAAAUGUAACUGUAUGUAAUUUUAUGUCUUUUAUUGUAUUGUUACUGCCAUGUGGUUAAUGGAGCUUUGCCUCUGUCCUGGGAGAUAAGUGGAUUACUUCCCAAUUAUCUCCAGGACAGAGAGGAGGGAUUGUGAUGUAACUGUGGGUGUGUUUUACAGUUCUCCUGUAAACGAUUGGUUGUACUGUGUCCCACCCUGUGGGAUGUCCCCUUGAAUGGGGACUUGCAUAAAAGCCAGUGUGUGGCCAUUACAGACAGUUCCUGCUUAACCCUCAAAGUGAAGUGUCGUCUCAUUAUUGGGGGAGGAUUUAUUGUAUACUGUUCCAGUUUGACUGCUAGGAGUGUAAACCUAUUUGCAUGGUUUUUCCUAUUCGGCUAUUUCCAGUAUUCGUGUGUUUGCAGUUCGGGAGAGUGGUGAUUGCAGUAGCUGUCUGUGCAUCUAAAAAAGGGGGAAUGUCACCUAAACUGUUUUUUUAACCUCUUGUGGGCAAAACGGUCCGUUACACCAAGAUUGGCCAUUACUAUGUUUUAAUUCUUUACUUCUAUUGUGCACAUAUAACAAUACAAGCUUGCCUUGCCACAACCGCAUCAACAAGCUUAAUCAUGACAUAAAACAGUGUGGCAUUCCAAGAUUCAGCAUUUAUUUUUUGAAUAAUUUGUUAACAAUUGAGCUAGGCAGACAUGUAGUGGUACGGAUGUAUGGGAUGAUAUAGUUAAGACGUUGAACAUGCUCACCAUAGAUAUGUCAGGAUAGAGAAUUCAAGAACAGUAGGCUGAAUAAACUGAACUGACUGUUUAGAUUAUUUAGUUAGUACAUGAGUGGUCCGAUAUGUGCUAUAAAACUUGUGCGUUAAUUAUAGAAACAGCGAACGUAGUAUAACACAUUUGCUAGGCAAGAAUAAGUUAAUAUACCACUGGCACCAACAUUGCCAUUCUAAGGCUAAGGUGAAUAUAGUAGAGUAAAAGAAAACAAAGGUAAAGAUAAAGAGAUGAAUCAAAAGUUAAAACACAUAACCAUAUGCAUAUUCAUGUAACGUGGCAUCUAUGGGUGUCUAGUAGGUCUGGUAACUUAGGCAGAACGUCUACAGGGGGAGGUAAGUAAACGUUUAACCGACUCCUGACAUCAGGAAGCGCAGGAAAUCUGCAAGGCAGUCCUAUGCAAGCAUGUCUACAGGCUGAUGUUGGUGUUGCUCGCUUCUUCCCCUCCAGACACACGCAAGGACCGAUUUCACCUCUCCUGGGGCACAUUGGUUCUUACCUCCGAGGGUAACGUGAGGAGCUAUGAAGAAGUUUGCUUCUGUGUCGGUUUUGUCUCCGCUUCCGAGUGCUCUGCAGAGCAGUCAGGCCAUUAGUGACUCAUUCAAACAAGGAGGAGAGAAUAGAGUGCUGCCCUUUGAGAGAGCAAGGGACAGGUAUUUGAGAGAGCGAAUACUCUGGGAGGCCAUAAGCUUUCCUAAGGAGAUGGGUUUUGAGGCACUUUUUAAAUGAUUGAAGACUAGUGGAGAGCUUGAUGGUCGUAGGCAGGCUAUUCCAAAGGAAAGGAGCCACCCACAAGAAGUCCUGCAAGCGUGAGUUGGCUGUACGGGUGCGAGCAGCAGACAGAAGAAGGUGAUGGGCAGAGCGGAGAGACCGAGAAGGGGCAUACCUGCAGAUCAGUGAAGAAAUAUAGGAGGGGCUAGAAUUGGUCAGUGCUUUAUAGGUGUGGAUUAGUACCUUGAAUUGAUUCCUAUAGGAUACAGGAAGCCAAUGUGAGAGGGAGAUCAGUAUUAGGAGGAGGAAAGACAUUUGUCUGUAUUUGCAAAUAACACAAAGCUAGGUAAGAUAAUACAGUCUGAACAUAAUAUAAUUUCUGUACAGAGGGAUAUGGAUGCAUUGGGGGACUAGGCAAGUAAGUAGCAGAUGAGAUUCAAUACAGAUAAAUGUAAGGUCAUGCAUUUUGAAAUACCAAACCCUCAAUCCAAUUAUACUUUAAAUGGGUUUGAGUUGGGGUUCACAUUAACGGGACACUAUUGCCAGCAAAACAAGUUUAGCUUAAUGAGGCAGUUUUGAUGUAUGGGUCAUGCCCUUGCACUAUCACUGCUCAAUUCCCUGCCAUUUAAGCGUUAAAUCGCUUUUGUUUCUGUCCUAGCCACACUGCCUCUUGCUGUGACUGACACAGCCUGUAUGAAAACAUGGUUUAAUUUUCAAUCAGAUGUUAACUUGCUUUAGAAGUUAUCUCCCGCUCUCUAAAUUUAAGUUUAAUCACACACAGGAGGCUCCUACAAGGUUUAGCAGGCUAUUAACAGUGCAGGAGAUAAAUAAUAAAUUAAACCGACUGUACAAAAAAGUAUGUUUAAACAUAAGAUUUCACUUUGCAGGAAGUGUUUAGAACGGCUAUGUAAGUCACAUGCAGGGAGGUGUGACUAGGGCUGUAUAAACAAAGCGAGUUAACUCCUAAAUGGCAGAGAAUUGAGCACUAAUACUACAGGAGCAUGAUCCACCACCAUGAUACACCAAAACUGCUUCAUUAAGCAAAACUUGUUUUUGUGACUAUAGUAUCCCUUUAAAUGAAAAUGACUUGAGAACAAUAAUAGAUCACAAGGUAGACAAUACUAUGCAAUGCCGAUCUGCUGUUGCAAAAGCUAGUAAAGUGCUUUUGUGUAUAGUUAAUUAUAUGUGAUAUUCUCGAACUAAAAAGGCUGUCUAAGGAUAUAAUGGAUAUGUAUGUGAACAGGUUGUUGAUAGAAGGCUAAAUCUGACUGCCUUAUGGCUUUUUACCUUUUUUGUAGCAUAAUUGGAAAUGGCUACAAUUGGGGUUGUUUGUGUUCUUUUAGAUAAACCUCAUAAAAUAAUGGGUUGCAUGGUUGAACUUGAUUGAAUUUAGUCUUUGGUCAACCUAGACAAAUAUCUGACAGAUGGAAUAUGUGUAUGUGUUCCUAACAGAUUGUUUAGCUAUCAGUGUGUGUGUGUCUGUCUAACAUUGGGUACCUGUGUGUGUGUUUAUAGAAGGCACCCGACAUUGUUUUAAUUUUUUUUUUUUUUUUUUUUAAGGGCUCUGAAUGUUGUCGCUAAAGCUCCCCAGUUGUCUCUUUUUAUAUACAAUUUCAGGCUGUGAGGCACACAUUUUUAAUUAAACAUAAUACCUAACAGAGCUUUAAAUGAAAGACAUAAGAUGCAUUAAAAAUAAAACAGCCCCCCUGUUUUAUUUUUAAUGCAUCUAAUGUCUUUCAUUUCAAGCGGGCCAGGCACCAAGAGAGAUCAGACACCAUUUCUCAUCACUCUAGGCUCAAAAACUCUAAUCCAACGAUUAUCACCUACCCUCUGCCCCAUCGACCCACGGCAAUGGUGGCACGGCUCAGGGGAACUCUCAGGGAACAUAUUAAUGCCAAAUCGACCCACAAGACCCAGCGGACCUCUAGGCUGUGUGACCAACGGCUUGCAGCGGAGCACGCAACUGCCAACUGGGCCUUAUACUCACCCCCUCCUGAAACGGCACUCUGGCCUAUGAAGAUAUAACUCAGAAAGCCAAAGACCCCGUCUACUGGGUCCCACAGAACUAGAGACAUUGGCAAGUUGUUUACCGGCACCCCGCAAUUGAAAGCACCUGGGGAGGCCUCCACGGACCAGUCAGACGAUGAGGUCAGUCGACCCCACAAUGGGAUAAAUAACCCUACCCUUUCACCUACUGGCAGGCCCGUGGAAACACCCACCAUGCACCAAACAGGACAUUGACGAUUUAUAUGACCGCAUUGGCAAACUUUUUGAUGUGGACAUAGCCCUCGUGAAGGAGUAAGUACAAGCUGUCACGGAGCGAGUCUGAGCCACUGAAGAGGAUGUGUCCGACCUCAAACGCUGCCUAUCGGCCCUAGAGGAAACGGUAGGCACCCUACAGACCUCACACAACGCCAUGAACCUAAGGGUGGAUUCCCUCAACGACAGGGGCUGAAGAAGGAAUCUAAAAAUCAGAGGAGUGCCUGAUGCAGUGUUCUCAGAAGAAUUAUCUCACCUGAUGAGAAGGCUUUUAACUUCACUACUACCCACUAAACUAGCAAAGGAUAUUGUCCUGGAUGGCGUAUACUGGAUUGAAAAAUCACCAAGAGUGCCUGCGGCCUCUUAUUUAGAGACAUUAUCGUCAGAUUCCAAUCCUUUGCAGACAAGCAAAAGCUCCUCCAAAGACCACACCUGUGGUCUUUGAAUCGCACCACCUGACUUUCUAUCAGGAUCUUACCGACACUACUCUGCAAUGGCGACAAUCCAUGCGGCCUAUCACCGCUGGUCCACUCCUAGGGCCUUGACAGUCAACUCAGCGGACAAGACGUACGAAGUGCAGUCACUUGUAGAGGCUCCCACGUUCCUGGCAACCCACGGCCUAGCAGAACCGCCACGAGAAACCUUUCUCUCAUCUUUCUUUUACUUGUCCUCUACAUCCAUCAAACUUCCCAGUUCUUUGUUAUUUUAACCAUGUAACUUGAAACCAAAGAUCCACUUACUUGUGGCCCUGAGGCGGUAGGACCGCACCCACUUAAAGCCAGACUCCCUCCUCCCCCCCCCCCCACAGCCCUCUUGGUUAGGGGUACUCUCACACGCUAGACAAGUACAGACUAAGUGGCUUAAAGGACCACUCUAGGCACCCAGACCACUUCAGCUAAAUGAAGUGGUCUGGGUGCCAGGUCCCUCUAGGAUUAACCCCUUUUUUUUUUUAUAAACAUAGCAGUUGCAGAGAAACUGUUAUGUUUAUAAAUGGGUUAAUCCAGCUUCCAAAUCCUCUAGUGGCUGUCUUAUUGACAGCCGCUAGAGGCGCUUGCGUGCUUCUCACUGUGAAAAUCACAGUGAGAACAUGCAAGCGUCCAUAGGAAAGCAUUGUAAAUGCUUUCCUAUGAGACUGGCUGAAUGCGCACGCAGCUCCUGCCGCGCAUGCGCAUUCAGCCGAAGUGGAGGAUCGGAGGCGGAGAGGAGGAGGAGAGCUCCCCGUCCGGCGCUGGAAAAAAGGUAAGUUUAAUCCCUUUCCUCGCCAUCCAGCCCGGCGGGAGGGGGACCCUGAGGGUGGGGGGCACCAUAGUGCCAGGAAAACGAGUGUGUUUUCCUGGCACUAUAGUUGUCCUUUAAACCUGCCACUAGCCAAUUUAAAGACGGUCAAAACACUUCAUCCUUAGUACAGCGUCAAUGGCUUCCCCGUAAGAGCUACGGCAUGUGUAAGGAAGACAGUCAUAUCACCAUGAUGAGCUAUUGCCUAAAUAGCCAUUGCGACAUGCACCUCACAGAAGGAUGUUUGUAUAUUUAUUUUUCUCUUUCUUUAUUUUAUUGACCUCAAACAGCCGUGCUCCCCAACUUACAUUUUAUUUCACAGGGUUACACUGUCACCCUAGUUAAAUACUGCCAUACAGUCUUAAGGCGCAGAGGUUAUAAUAUCACAGCCCACAGCAGUCAGACUGACAUUAAGGGUGCACACUAGACUUCACUCAGCAGGUAUAGCAAAGCAUACAUAAAGAGCAACAUACAAGCAAUGCGUGUGGCAUAAAAUGUAAUAUGUAACCAUGUAAAUCUUUGGGGGUUAGCAAUGUGCAUCACUUUGAAUUCGUAUUGUUGGAGGUAUGGGGUUGUGGCUUACGUAAUCGCUGGUCUGCUGUGUGUGACAGCAUUGUACACCAUAUGACGCCGACAGUGUGUAAUUCAGUGCCUAUCAUGUUAUGUGCUUGUUAAGAAAGAAAGGAGCAUCCUGAAUCCAAAGGUCCUGUCUCUCUCCUGCCGACCCGCCUGGCAGGCCCUCAACCGGCUGAAGAGAGCCUGCUUAGUUAGAGGGUAGAAGUAAGGGGGAGAGGAGCAGGUGUGUAGAGGAGGUAGGAAGAGGGAGGCAUGUAGAAGUAGGGUAUAAGGAGGAGGAGGAGAGAAGGGAAAAAAUAUUAAAUACAUUUAUCUGGGAUAGGGGUGGCAGCAUAGUUGGCAAUGUGCAGCUGCGACCACCCCCAGCUAACAGGCAUGUAUUCUUAACGCUUUAGUUUCCUGUUACCUGUCUAGAUGUGAAGGUUUACUUACUUUUCAGCUUUCGCCACAUCAUUCUCUACAAAAUCUUUUUAUCUUCUUGACUGAGAACAUCACCUUCUUGGUUGCGACCAAUGCUUCCACAUAGGCAAAACACUGCGCUGUGCCCAUUAAAUGCUUCUCUAUGAGCCAGAUUUGAUCUACAACAGAGUUUGUCUUGGUUAUAGUAGAGGAAGUGCCUCUCUUGCAGAGCUUUCCAAACUUUUCAUGUUGGUGAAACAUUUUUUAGACAUGCAUCAUUUCAUGACGCGGCGGUCGAGACAGUGUUCUGUUUCUUGAACACUUCACUUCAGUUGCGGACGAUUCCACGUGCUGUGCAUGUGCAGUAUACAUGUAUGAUCUCUUGACAGUCUCUCUAACACUAGGGCCCCUAUUCACAACAUGAUAUAACAUUAUAUAACAUACCCAGCACAAGUUAGCUCUUCUUACCUUAUUUACUGUUGCUGGCUGGUUGCCAGGCAAAAUGGCUGUGGUUGGCAAUUGUAAUUGGCGUGGAUGGUUGGCAUGCCUUUCUUUCCCCAGGCCCUUUGUGUAUCUGUUUCUCCCCCAACACCUUUGUAUUUGUCUCUUUCCACUUCCCUUCUGCAUAUCUUUUUUUCCACUUCCCCUCUGUGUGUAUCUUUGUGCCCCCUCUGUGUGUAUCUUUGUGCCCAUCCUCUGUCAACACCCUCCUCUCCUGUGCCCUCUCUGUCAACACCCCCCUCUCCUGUGCCCUCUCUCUGUCAACACCCUCCUCUCCUGUGCCUCUUUCUGUCAACACCCUCCUCUCCUGUGCCCUCUUUCUGUCAACACCCUCCUCUCCUGUGCCCUCUCUCUGUCAACACCCUCCUCUCCUGUGCCCUCUCUCUGUCAACACCCUCCUCUCCUGUGCCCUCUCUCUGUCAACACCCUCCUCUCCUGUGCCCUCUCUCUGUCAACACCCUCCUCUCCUGUGCCCUCUCUCUGUCAACACCCUCCUCUCCUGUGCCCUCUCUCUGUCAACACCCUCCUCUCCUGUGCCCUCUCUCUGUCAACACCCUCCUCUCCUGUGCCCUCUCUCUGUCAACACCCUCCUCUCCUGUGCCCUCUCUCUGUCAACACCCUCCUCUCCUGUGCCCUCUCUCUGUCAACACCCUCCUCUCCUGUGCCCUCUCUCUGUCAACACCCUCCUCUCCUGUGAUCUUCCUCUGUCCACCCUCUCCUGUGAUCUUCCUCUGUCCCCCCUCUCGUGUGAUCUUCCUCUGUCCACCCUCUUCUCCUGUGAUCUUCUUCUGCCCCUCCUCUGUCCACCCUCUUCUCUUCUGCCCCUCCUCUGUCCACCCUCUUCUCCUCUGCCCUUCCUCUGUCUACCCUCCUCUCCUCUGUCCACCCUCCUCUCAUCUGCCCUUUUUGUUUCCCUCUUCUCUCCUGCGCCCCUCUUCAGUUUGCCCCUCUACAGUUAUGCCCUCCUGUGCCUUUCUUCAGUCGCACCAUAUCCUGUCUUGUGUCCUUCUUCAGUUUCUCACUAUCCUUUCAUGCCCUUCUUUAGUUCCCAAUGAAACUUGUGCUCUAGUGGCUGUCUUUCUGAGUUGCUGGCUUAAUUUUGCACCACAGCCAAAAUCUGUCCUCUUAUUAAUUUUCCAUUGUUCUCUUUGCACAGCUUUGAAAUACUUUACAGAUAAUAAGAAGACAGUGAUUAUCUGUGGGGGCCGAGUCAAAUCAGCAGCUCAGGACACACUGAUCUCUCAUUGGCUGAGCUACACUGCUUACUUUCCAAUCAGAAAAACAUUUUGUGAAAAGGGGAGGCGUGAGAAAGGUGUUGGGGUUAUGCAGCAAUAAAAACAGCAAAGCAUUUAGUUUUUGGUUUUUUUAGCAUACCUGAAGAGAUUUAAACAGGAAGAAAACCACAAAAUGUAUAUAAAAUGGAAAAACUAUCAAAUGCACUGAGGUAUACGGACGACCAGAGUGUUUCUUCUAGCUGACUUGUGGGUUGGAAACUUGUAUUUUCCGUGGUUUGGAAGUGAAGUGCCUUUGUUUGAAACUACAAAAUUGUACGGUUUCACUUUGGCAUAGUCGCAGAAUUUUGCUAAGCCUUUAAACAUUCAAUGUGACAACUCCUAAUAAUGUUUGCUGUUUUUUUAGGUGGCCAGUGUGCGCAAGACCACAGUUCUGGAUGUCAUGAGGAGAUUAUUGCAGCCCAAAAAUGUUAUGGUGUCCACGGGCCGAGACCGUCAAACAAACCACUGCUACAUAGCUAUACUGAACAUCAUCCAAGGCGAAGUGGAUCCAACACAGGUGCAUAUUUAUCUUUAAGGCGAUUUUAUACACUGCAUUUUGUGAGUGCCAUGUAUAACUGUCAUUUUCUGUGAUGUUUGACAAUUACUUCAGUAUAUAUUGGUAAUACUAUAUUGUAGAAUAUACAGCAGAAUCCCGUUUUAUCUGUUUGUACACAUUUUGUAUAUUUAAGUGUCCCGGAAUGAGAUCUGCACAGUGCAUUCCGUAUAAUGUACCAUUCUUGUAAAUUAUGCAGUUCCUGAAAAUGCUAUUCUAGAAUAUUCAUUUGUCAGUAUAUGCUGCAAAGUUCACGUCACCAUAGGCGAAGAUGGAAUUUUUUCCAGUUUGUCCACUAUACUAUGAUGAGUAAUAAAAAUUUCGUCAUGUGCAAACAUGUUAUUGGUAGAACAUUUUAAAAGAGUCAGAUUGAGCCAAAUUCCUUCAUAAAUUGUACUGGAUUUACUGAAUAGUUAUAUUCUCUUUAUAGGUACACAAGAGCCUGCAAAGGAUCAGAGAGAGGAAGCUGGCUAACUUUAUUCCAUGGGGUCCUGCAAGUAUACAGGUUGCUCUAUCCAGAAAAUCUCCCUACCUCCCAUCUGCACACAGAGUGAGUGGGCUCAUGAUGGCCAAUCAUACAAACAUCUCCUCGGUAUGUACUUUCAUGUCUACUAAAGCUAGUAGCCCACCUACGUGAUUUGCUUAUGUGAGCUGUGGGAUCUUUUGUAAAGUAAAUAUUAAGGAAAUAUCAAAAGAGAGAGCAACUUUUUGUUAUAAAAGAUUAUGAGCAAUGGAGUUAUUUUACUCAUAGUCUGUCUGACCUUUGCAUUGUGUGCGCUGUUCCUUAAUCUGUAUUUUGUAUAAAUGUUGGAAUUUACGGCAGCACCACUACUGUAAAAUGCAUGUUCCGGUUGUGCCUCCAAUGCGCCCUUUUUUAUGACAUUUCCUGUAAAACUGCAUAAAAACUGACCUCAACUGAUCUAAUAAAUCUGUAGCACAAAAAGUUUGUGCCUUAUGAUAUGCAGAAUGUUGCACUUCAGUAUUUGAGAAAUAUAUAUGUAUGUGUGUAAAAUAGGGGAACAUGCAUUAUGAGAGUAAAAUAUGCCUUCCCCUAUUGUGUUUUGUACCCCACCUCCAAUAGACUGUAAGCUCGUUUGAGCAGGGUCCUCUUCAACCUAUCAUUUCUGUAAGUAAUUUUUUGUAGUUGUCCUAUUUAUGGUUAAAUCCCCCUCUUAUAAUAUUGUAAAGCGCUACGGAAUCUGUUGGCGCUAUAUAAAUGGCAAUAAUAAUAAUAAUUUUGUCACUUUUUGUGUUUGGCUCAUUUAAAGGAUCACUAUAGGGUCAGGAACACAAACAUGCUAAAACCACUAUCUAGUCCGCCUGGGCCCCUCAUGCCUCCCUAAAUAUAGCAAAAUCUUACUGUAUUCAAGCCAGAAGCUGUAGAUCUGCAUGCUGUUUGCCUAAACCCCCCAAAAAAAACAAGCAGUCUGCUGACAUCAUCAGAAGUGGUAGCCUGAUCCAAUCACAGUGCUUCCCCAUAGGAUUGGCUGAGACUGACAAAGAGGCAGAUCAGGGGCAGAGCCAGCAUGAUUCAAACACAGCCCUGGCCAAUCAGCAUCUCCUCAUAGAGAUGAAUUUAAUCAAUGAAUCUCUAUGAGGAAAGUUCAGUGUCUGUAUGCAGAGGGAGGAGACACUGAAUGUUUGGAUGCAUUUUAGGCAACCAUUACCCAGGAAGAACCUCUAACAGCUAUCUGAGGAGUGGCCAGUGAAGUUAUCACUAGGCUGUAAUGUAAACUCUGCAUUUUCUCUGAAAAGACAGUGUUUACAGCCAGAAAGCUGCAUGACUAUAGUGUCCCUUUAACUCCCAACCUUUAUUUUUAAUUGUACUUCCUUACUUGGACACUAGAUGGUGCAACUGCUUCAAGAUAGUAUUUUUAGAAUUUCUUUUUAAUCUGUUAAUUUGAGGUCUUGUUCUGCAGUUAGAGUAAUAUGUAAUAUGUCCAUCUAACAGUUAUGUAUUAAGUAAAUGAGCCCAGUGAUAGCAAUGACAGGUAUAUCAAUGUAUUCCUUACAGUUCUUUAUUUGCAUGUAAUAUAGCAUGUAGUAACUUAUCAUCAAUGGAUGACUCCACAAACAUAUUUAGGAAAUAAAAAUAUCCUGCCUUUUUUCGCUCAUUUUCUUCUUAUAUAGCCAUAAAUACAUCUAUUGCUAUAUAAGAAGAAAAUGGCCUUCUCUAACUAAACUGUAUUUCAUAGACUAGACUCUAGUCUAUGAAAUACAGUUUAGUUAGAGAAGGCCGUUUUAAUAAUCUAUGUUUUCACUUUAUAUAUCACUUUACAUAGUUAAUUAGUUUGAUUCCUCUAUGAGAACACACACUUGUAAUGCUGCCCCCAUUAUUAGCCAUUUUUAAGGCAACUUUUCAAAUGUAUUUUUUGUUUGCUUGCUUUUUUUUUUUUUUUCUUCCUGUCUCUCUCUUUUUCUCAACCACCUUUACCCCCAAACUGAAAGAUUUGUUGUGAAUACUUGAACUUAAUAGAGUCUGGCUUCAUUCCCCGUUUUUGUAGUCAGGGCCUCUAGUUCAAACUUGCAGGAUCUUAUUGGACCUGGUUCAGCAUUGUUCCAGUAAGCUAUCAGUCACUGAGCAAUAGGUAAAAUGCAGUCAUCUUGAUUAUACAAGACCGAAUAACACAACACAAAGUUUAAUCUGGCACAUCAGAACUCCACUGUUUGUUGCAAAUUUUCAAAAUCUAACCAUUAGGCACAUAGCCUAGAAUAGUAUUGAAAAUCCUUUAUUUAACCCCUUAAUGUUUUUUUUCUCCUUGACAUCAUAACAGUCUGUUCUUUAUGUAUCUUUUUGAAAAAUGGAAUGUCGAGCUCUGUUAAUGGCUGCAGACUUUUACUACACUGUCCUCUAAUGUUGUUGUUGUUGUUUGUUGUUGUUUGUGUUUUUUUUUGUUGUUGUUACUUUUGAAGAGACAUUUAGAACUGUAAACGUUUGCACACCUGAAUAGCUAAUUAAAAGUUGGCUAUUGAUUAUGCGGUUUAAUCUUUAACAGUUUUCACUAGUUUUGUUUUUACAUUGCAUGCUGUACUGGUCAUACUGGGUUUAACCCCCGCAGUGCCAGGAGCUUGGCACUGCUGAAUAAAUGCCUGAGCUGGUAGCCCUAUAUUUUCGUUAGGAUGCUUGUUAUAUUUUCUCACUGAUGUACAUCGUUUAUUUAAUGUUUUCCAACUAGUGUCUUUUCUCUACAUUUCAGCUAUUCGAGAGGACCUGCCGACAGUAUGACAAGCUGCGUAAGCGUGAGGCUUUUCUGGAGCAGUUCCGCAAGGAAGAUAUAUUCAAGGACAACUUUGAUGAGUUGGACAACUCCAGGGAGAUAGUGCAACAACUAAUUGAUGAAUAUCAUGCAGCCACCCGCCCAGAUUAUAUCUCAUGGGGAACCCAGGAUAAGUAAAGUAGGGUGGGAGGGAAAACAUGGGACGGAAGCCAGGUGCCCACCAAUAAAAAGAAAAUUAAAAAAAAAAACAUGGUUAUGGAUGCUAGGUUCUUUCUAAAUCCAGAAAGUCAAAGAACUCUACUGAACUGUACUGAUGCAAAGCUAGAGCCAGAACAUGGGAGAGUUAUCGGAUGUUUUCUUCACAUUUGCCAUAAGUAGACUACCCUCUCAAACUGUUUGACCUAAUUAGUUCCAGACCGAAGUUCACUUCUCUAGUCUUUAUUCUGAAUACUUCUAAGUAAGGAGUUGCCGUCUAAAACUUACGUGGCCACAUGUUGUCCUGUUAGGAAUCUGUACCAUUGACCAGAAACAGCCAUUCUUACAACACUUGUGGCUUGAUGAAAAAUAUCCAUUACACCUCUCCAAUGUUCUCAAGCUUGAAAAAUUUAAUUUAUCCAGUCCUCACUUUCAAAUUUAGUUUCAGGCACCUGUAUUUGUGUACCUCGCAGUGCAUGACCGAAGAAGUGGUUUCAUAGGUUUCCUUCCAGGGGGCAGGAGUAUUGUAUUUGUUUUGAGUAAUAAUGCAUACCCUGUAGACUAUUUUUAUACAAUGUACCUUGAAAGAGAAAACUCCUGGGACUGGUGAGUAUAAAGUUGCCUUAUUUGUUAGCAGACAGAUAUAAUGUUAAAGGGACACUAUAGUCACCUGAACAACUUUUAGCUUAAUGAAGCAGUUUUGGUGUAUGGAACAUGCCCCCUGCAGCCUCACUGCUCAAUCCUCUGCCAUUUAGGAGUUAAAUCCCUUUGUUUAUGAACCCUAGUCACACCUUCCUGCAUGUGACUUGCACAGCCUUCCAUAAACACUUCCUGUAAAGAGAGCCCUAUUUAGGCUUUCUUUAUUGCAAGUUCUGUUUAAUAUUUUCUUAUCCCCUGCUAUGUUAAUAGCUUGCUAGACCCAGCAAGAGCCUCCUGUAUGUGAUUAAAGUUCAAUUUAGAGAUUGAGAUACAAAUAUUUAAGGUAAAUUACAUCUGUUUGAAAGUGAAACCAGUUUUUUUUCAUACAGGCUCUGUCAAUCAUAGCCAGGGGAGGUGUGGCUAGGUUUGCAUAAACCGAAACAAAGUGAUUUAACUCAUAAAUGACAGUGAAUUGAGCAGUGAAAUUGCAGGGGAAUGAUCCAUACACUAAACUGCUUUAUUUAGCUAAAGUAAUUUAGGUGACUAUAGUGUUCCUUUAAUGUUUAAGAACGACACACUGCACUUCUAUGAAGAGAAACACUAGAACCAUAAACAGAGAAUAUGGGAGUAUAAUUUUGCCCUACAAACUAUUUCCUGGGACAGAACUUCUUACAUUACAGCAUAGCAUUUUCUAGAAGCAGUGAGUACUUUAACUUCACCACAUUUCACCGGCAUUAUCACUGGAGCAUCCCAGUGUUUUGAAUCUGUACUCUUAAUACGUUUCCCCUAGGAGUAGUAGAAAUGAACCAAUUGUGCUAUUUAUUACAAAAAAAAAACACACACACACACUUUUUUUUUGGGGGGUUGCUUGAUAUCUUUAGAUAUGCUAUUCUUUCUAAUGGAGUUAGUGUCCCCUCCUCCCCAUCACUGAGUGUUUGUGUGCAGAUACAGACAGAUUUCUCACUCACCAGGAAGAGGUUCCACCUUUUUGUUUGAUGUUAAUAGGAUGUGUAACCCAUUCCCCAACUUCAAUUUAUAGCAUAAGAUAAGCUGAUAGGAGUCAUAUUGCAGCAGCUAUCACUCUAUACACAACCUGAUUCACAGUUUUAUGAACCAGGUUGUGUGCAGAGGACAACAGACCUCAACAAUAACUGCACUUCAUCUCCACUGAUGACAACAUAAUUUGUAAUUCUGCCUUUAUUUAAACCUCCACUUGCUGUGCAUUAUAGGAAAGUUUGUUGGACAGAAAUGUUGAACAUUAUUAUUGCCUUUGUAUGCUAAGAACGUCCCACUACUACUCUCUUUCAAGGUACCUAUAGAUGAGCACUAGGGCGCAUACAAGCUAUUGAUUAGUACGUUGCCCAAGUAUUGUGUGUGUGUGUAUAUAUAUAUAUAUAUAUAUAUAUAUAUAUAUAUAUAUAUAUAUAUAUAUAUAUAUAUAUAUAUGUGUGUAUAUGUGUGUGUAUAUAUAUAUAUAUAUAUAUAUAUAUACCAUUGCUUAUUUUGUGACAUGUUUGGAGGUAAUCAUACUUUCAGACAUUGGCCUUUUCACACAAUUGGCAUUUGUAACAUUAAAUAUUAUU
Messenger RNA from Pelobates cultripes (western spadefoot toad), 34896 nucleotides. Lineage: Eukaryota; Metazoa; Chordata; Amphibia; Anura; Pelobatidae. The record is from the annotation of a GenBank genome assembly.